UUCCGCCUGCGCCUCCCGUGUCUUCCGACGACGACGACGGCAGCGGCGGCGGCAGCGGCAGCUGCUCGGUCCUGAAGCUGUUAAGAUGCCUGCUCCCGUUAGACCCGCACUUCAUGGUCCGUUGGAGAAGGAGUAGUCUGUACACAAUGGAGGGACGUGUGUUUCCAGAGCAGGAGCAGCAGCUGCUGGUGUUUCUGAAGAGGCUAAAGGAGGUUUUUGACGUGUGUGACGAGGAUGCUGACGGAUUUAUCCGGGUGGAGCAUUUGCUGGAUCUCGGCGCACAGUUCGGUCAAGGAGACGAGGUGAAAAAGUUAACAAGGUACUUGGAUCCAAACGCUCAUGGGAAGAUCAACUUCAAAGAUUUCUGCCAUGGAGUAUUUGCUAUUAAAGGUUGUGAGGAAAUACUGAAGCUGGCGGUCGGACCUUGUACUCGGUCCCCCGGCUCGCCAGCUGUUACUGAUAAUGGCUACAUUUAUCAGGACGGCAAGGCAAAGUUGGCCCCCCCAAUUAUCAUGUGCACACACUCCACCCCUCACUCGAGAGCAUUCGCUGAUCCCUGUGGUCCAGAUGGAGAAUGUGUGAUGGACAGCAGCAUGGAAAGUUGCAACAACUCUGUGGAUAAGACUCGUCAAAAUCGCCACCUCCUGAGCUCGGCAACAGCAUCUGUUGUCUCUGGUGAGGAGCAGUUUGAGGACUAUGGUGAGGGAGAGGAUGUGGAUGAGACUAGAACUAAUGGCUCCUCUCUUCCCUCUAGUGGUGGCCAGACCCCCCAGAAGAUGCGUCAGCUGUAUAACAGCGAGUUGCUGGACAUCUACUGUUCCCAGUGCUGCAAGAAGGUCAACCUGCUCAAUGAUCUGGAAGCUCGUCUGAGAAACCUGAAGGCCAACAGCCCAAACAGAAAGAUUUCAAGUACUGCCUUUGGACGUCAGCUGUUCCAGGCCAACCACAGUGUGUUUGGAUCCAGUCAGGGCAGCAGUACAGAGGAUCUGUUCAUCGACAGUAUUGACUCCUGUGAUCUGGACAUCACAGAAAAGGUCAGUUAUUUGGAGAAGAAGGUGACAGAGCUGGAAAGUGAGAGUCUGGCCAACGGUGACCUGAAGUUGAAGCUCAAGCAGGAAAACACACACUUGGUCCACAGGGUGCACGAACUGGAGGAACAGGUGAAAGAUGCCGAGAUGAGAGCAGAUCAGUGUCUGGAGGAGGAGACCAAGAGACACAGAGAUGUUUACACAAAGAUCGAGAGAGACAGGAAUACAGAGAUGGACCUGCUCUGUAACAGACUGCAACAGCUGGAGGAUGAGAAUGUAGAAAUGAAGAUAAAUGUAUGCAGACUGAAGUCCCAGACAGAAAAAUUAGAUCAGGAGAAACAGAGGAUGACAGACAAGCUGGAAGACACAAGUUUGAGACUGAAGGAUGAGAUGGAUCUGUACAGGAAGAUCAUGGAUAAGCUGUGGCACAACAGGCAUGAAUUUCAGAAGGAGAAAGAGUCCAUGCAGGAGCUGAUAGAUGACCUCCGUCGAGAAGUCGACUACUUGCAGAUCUUUAAGAUGGAAAUGGAGAAUCCAGGGUCGUCCAAGGGGCUGGCAGAGUACAACGCGAAGACCAUCGAGAUGGAACAUGAAGUCAAAAGACUCAAACAGGAGAAUUUUAAGCUGCGGGAUCAGAACGACGACCUGAAUGCUCAGAUUCUCACUCUGAGUUUAUAUGAGGCCAAGAACCUGUUUGCCUGCCACACCAAGGCCCAGUGCCUGGCUGCUGAAAUCGACAACGCCUCCAGAGAUGAGCUCGUGGAUGCUGUUAAGGAGCAGGAAGAGAUCAACCUUCGGUUAAGACAGUACAUGGACAAAAUCAUCCUGGCCAUCCUGGACCACAACCCCUCCAUCCUGGAAAUUAAGAAUUAAGAACACUCACUCACACACCGUUGCACUUGUCGUGGUCAAACAAAUCACCUUUAAUAAGUGUAGAUGAUGAUGUAUAUUUAUAACAAACACAAAACGUGAAAGUAUAUUUUGAUGUUCACCUUGUACUUGUCACUGUUUCAGAGAUUGGAACAGGAGUUGUGCAUUUCAACUGAUGCAACGCGCUGACUAUAUCAGCGAGUAGCUUCGUUUCCAUGCCUUUUUUUUUCUUCAGUUCCCUCCUGCAGAAGUCAGAAUCACAAUGUGAACUGAAGCAAGUGCUUUAGAAUUAUGUAGAGUAGAGCAAAAAUGUUUUUGUGUUAUCUGGCACAGUUAUCACACAUGCAUCUGAUAAUGCCUCUCCUGCAAAGUGCACUUGGAGUUGGAGCAUCUCUCAACAAACGGCUGCUCUGGAGGUGGAUCCGAAACUGUCCCUGAUCGUAGAAGUUCUGGUUGAAAACUAUGAGCAUGGUAAGCUACAAACAGGGGUCUCCUUUAACUGUGCAAAUUGACUCCAGCCAUAAAAAUAAUUUCAUGGAUAAAAAAGGAAGGAUCAGUGGAGCAACACAUCUAAUGGUGACCAAUAGUCUAUUUUUAUAUUUUCACCACUUCUGACACCUUUAGUGUCACAAAUGAAAAUGAAAUGAAAAAUGUGUUUUGCACUUUGGCCAGUGCACUUUUGGUUGUGCACUAUGGCCAGUGGUGGGCAACAUUUAGCAGGAGCCAAUUGUUCCUUCAAAUGGGAUUAAAAUUAAGUUGGUUUUCCUCACCCCUCCUCUCUCACACUUCUUCCUUUCAUCUAGUUCUCACACUCUUUCACUCUGAAUAGCUUGAUUGCGCUUUAAUACUGGGAUAGGAGUGUUCUGUGGAUUUAAAAAAGGAAAACAAGCCGAUCCGCCAUUCAACCUGCUUAUAUCAGGGCUGAAAAUGGUGUUAGAGUUUCACCUCUCUCUCUGUCAUGCUCGCAGGCAAUCCACAAAUGGCACAUGGCCUGGCCAUUUCAGAGCACAUUUUAAUUUUAUAAAACAUAAAAACAGCCUACUAAUGAAAGGUUAUCCUCCUCUGUUUGGAUGUGGUUUAUGAUUCAUUUUUUUGCAUUGUGUUCUGCCUCCAGAAAGACGAAAAGUAAUUUCUAUUUUUAUGAAAUUCAAUUCUUAAUAUGACUUUAGACAUUAGGUUUGGGCUUUAUUAGAGAUCAACUAUGAAAUGAUGUCUGUUGAAGAUAUUAUUUGAACAAAAAGGAAGUCACACUGUAGGUGAUGCUGGAAGUUAUUGGUUGAAUUCCGAUCACUGUCACCAGUGUGUGUGUGUGUCCUCAGCCAUGGUUUUCCUGACUACUACUAUUGUCAUUUUCUCAUCAUUUCAUCAUACAAUGCUGUGAUAUUUAAUAUUAUUGGGUUCAUUAUAAUUGAGAUCUAAAACACAUCAGAAAUGAUCCAAAACACAGACUCUGAAAAGACAAUAAUAAAUCUGCCAACUAAAAAGCUUCAGUCCAUGUUGUUUAUCACUGAAGUAACAUAUUAUGGAUGUAGAAGAAAUUGAUUUGCUUUGUUGCACAAGUGGUUCACCUAGUUCUUAUUUUUACUCGUUGAUGUGUAUAAUGUUUUUCUGUCUCGUGCCAUUUAAAGUGUGUAUUUUAUACUUGCAUUUAAAAAGCAGAAGCAUAUUAUUGUUGUUGUGAUAUAACUGAAUGUCAAUGUACAAAAUCAAUGACUAUUUAGGAGGCACUCUGUGUGUUAGAGUUUUGCCAAGUAAUAAAAUUACGGUACAGCACUCAAACAUGCUGAGAAAAACACAUGUGCAAUGUGUCUCACAUAUGGAAAUUGUUGAAUCAAUAAACCCAUGGCUUUUGCCUGUCUGUAGAGUCUGCUGAUCUUGCAAGAAAUGGCAGCACUGUCCAGCUUGUCAUUCAAAUGCAAAAAAGUACUGAAGUGAAUUCAGAGAUGGGUUGUGCUGCACUGUAUUUAACACUACCCGAUCUGGUCUUCUCCAAUGGUUAUUGAUCACAGUAACUUUGUCCACAACAUGCAACUGCA
Messenger RNA from Synchiropus splendidus (mandarinfish), 3934 nucleotides. It is a transcript of the gene rab11fip4a, whose product is annotated as RAB11 family interacting protein 4 (class II) a. Gene Ontology annotation, biological process: endocytic recycling; regulation of cytokinesis. Gene Ontology annotation, molecular function: calcium ion binding. The transcript has 15 exons. Gene Ontology annotation, cellular component: cleavage furrow; recycling endosome membrane; endocytic vesicle. Lineage: Eukaryota; Metazoa; Chordata; Actinopteri; Syngnathiformes; Callionymidae. Bases 114 to 1901 code for a protein of 595 amino acids. The record is from RefSeq and is a predicted model, not a curated record.